Molecule: messenger RNA, 731 nt
Organism: Postia placenta MAD-698-R-SB12
Lineage: Eukaryota; Fungi; Basidiomycota; Agaricomycetes; Polyporales; Adustoporiaceae
Exons: 2
Coding region: 47-595 (182 amino acids)
Biological process (GO): protein complex oligomerization; protein folding; response to salt stress
Source: RefSeq, a predicted model, not a curated record
GACGACCUGUCUUGCAACUACCAACCACCAACUUUGUCUAUUCACAAUGUCUCUUGCUCGUCACUUCUUUCGCGAGCUGCGCCCUCUCUUUCGCGUGCUUGAGGAGCCGCUAGGUCGCCGAGCCCCGUUCGGUCAGGUCAACCGCUCGCUCCUAGACGAACCUUUCUUCCACACACCGGCCAUGCUGCAGCCCGUCAUCGACGUCUCUGAAGAAGGCAAUCACUACGUGAUUGAGGCUGAACUUCCGGGGGUUAAGAAGGAAAACAUUCAGGUUCGAGUGGGGGACGGUGGCAGAAGCCUUACCAUCGAGGGUAAGGUCGUCAACCGGCGCGGCGAUGCUCACAGCCCUGCGGCAUCAAACACUAAGCCUGAGCCUGAGCCAAAUGACGGCUCCAAGGUCGUAGUGCAGCAGCCAGAACAAACACAGCUGUCGACUGAACGCUAUUUCACGGGAACGUCUUCCUUCUCGCGCACGGUCUUCUUGCCAAGACCAAUCGACACGAGCGGUGUCUCCGCGAAGUUGGCAGAUGGCGUUCUGACCGUCAAGGUGCCCAAGGCUGAAGAUCCCGCUAGCGUGCAAGUACCCAUCGAAUGAACGUUUACGGCGAGCGUUCUCUCCGCAUGGAUUGACGAGGCCGCACAUAUCAUAAGGGGACACUGUAUUCAUAGUACACUAUGUAUCAUGAUCACCACUCUCAUUAAUGUAACGCUAUCAUUUGUUUUCUCUGCUC